Messenger RNA from Erinaceus europaeus (western European hedgehog), 924 nucleotides. RefSeq names its product olfactory receptor 4P4-like. Gene Ontology annotation, molecular function: G protein-coupled receptor activity; olfactory receptor activity. Gene Ontology annotation, biological process: G protein-coupled receptor signaling pathway. The transcript has a single exon. The coding region runs from base 1 to 924 and encodes 307 amino acids. Lineage: Eukaryota; Metazoa; Chordata; Mammalia; Eulipotyphla; Erinaceidae. The record is from RefSeq and is a predicted model, not a curated record. Gene Ontology annotation, cellular component: membrane.
AUGGAAAUCCAAAGAAACAUCUCAGAAUUCAUCCUCUUAGGACUUUCUGAUGACCAGAAUAUAGAAUUAUUUUGCUUUGCGCUCUUCUUACUCUGUUAUAUUGUCCUGAUGGUUGGAAACCUUCUGAUCCUGAUUUCUGUUCGAUGCAGCUCCCUUUUUAAUCAACCCAUGUACUAUUUCCUCCUGCAUUUGUCCUCAAUAGACAUCUGCUAUACCUCCACUGUAACACCCAAACUUAUUGCUGACCUGCUAGUGGAGAGAAAGGCCAUUUCCUAUAGUAACUGCAUGUUACAGGUCUUUACCAUGCACUUCUUUGGAGGCACUGAAAUCUUCAUCCUGACCGCCAUGGCCUAUGAUCGCUAUGUGGCCAUCUGCAAACCCCUUCACUACAUGCUCAUCAUGAAGAGGACAAGAUGCAACCUCCUAAUUUUAGCUGCCUGGACUGGUGGGGCCAUCCAUGCUCUCCCUCUGUUCACUACAGCAGUAAGUCUACCCUUCUGUGGACCUAAUGAAAUUGAUCAUUAUUUCUGUGAUAUCUUCCCUUUGUUGAAAGUUGCCUGUACAGACACCUACAUUACUGGAGUCCUUGUGAUAGCCUUUUCGGGUAUGGUUGCCUUAGUUACUUUUGUUGUCUUAUCCUUUUCUUACGGAAUUAUAUUAUUCACUUUAAGGAAUCAGUCAGCUGAGGGGAGACGCAAAGCUCUCUCUACCUGUUGGUCUCAUAUCACGGUGGUUGUCUUAUUUUUCGCACCUGUAAUCUUUAUCUACCUUAGACCUCCUACGACUUUCCCUGAGGAUAAAGUGUUUGCGCUGUUUUAUACCAUCAUUGCUCCUAUGUUCAAUCCCCUAAUCUACACUCUGAGAAAUGCUGAGAUGAAAAAUACCCUGAGGAAAGUUUGGUGUCACUCACUGCUUUCAAAAUAA